AUUUCAACAAUCGGAGUGAAUUUUCAACCAAUGGUAGUUCUCAACAAACCCGAUCUCCAACAAGUAAACCUGUUAAGAAUCGCAAAUCUGGAUCAUAUCACAAAGUUACGAAGAGACCAUACAACACUACAACACACCACGACUGGAUUCCUGAUUCUAUUCGUAGCCAUGACCCUAGGAAUAGCAAUUCGGACCAUGAAGAAACAGCUUGGAUGGUGCAUCACACAACGAGAGACAUCUGCGGAGAAGACCCAGCACCUGCAACCCCAACAAAACACGCAGAAGUUCCUCUUUACAACAACCAACGACCACAUUUCCAAUUCUAACAUCCCCGUCGAAUACACCGAAGAAAUCAUCGGACAGAUCAUAGAACACCUCGAUAAGAUCGCUAACACCAUACAACUCAAACCCGAAGAGGACAGCUCGAGAUUCGAGACGAAUCUCCAUUAGGGGGAGAGUAGUUAUCACCCACAUUCCCGCACACUCCUGA
Wyeomyia smithii (pitcher-plant mosquito) is the source of this 490-nucleotide messenger RNA. RefSeq lists its product as uncharacterized. Lineage: Eukaryota; Metazoa; Arthropoda; Insecta; Diptera; Culicidae. The record is from RefSeq and is a predicted model, not a curated record. The coding region runs from base 31 to 450 and encodes 139 amino acids. The transcript is spliced from 2 exons.